This is a messenger RNA of Priapulus caudatus, 1128 nucleotides long. Its product is annotated as sodium-dependent serotonin transporter-like. The record is from RefSeq and is a predicted model, not a curated record. The coding region runs from base 190 to 1128 and encodes 312 amino acids. Gene Ontology annotation, molecular function: serotonin binding; serotonin:sodium:chloride symporter activity. The transcript has 7 exons. Gene Ontology annotation, biological process: sodium ion transmembrane transport; serotonin uptake. NCBI's taxonomy places the organism in Eukaryota, Metazoa, Priapulida, Priapulimorpha, Priapulimorphida, Priapulidae. Gene Ontology annotation, cellular component: membrane; neuron projection.
CCGCACAAGAGAGAAGAAAUAACGACACGAGAUUUUUCCGUGACGCCGUCAUUUCAUCGCAGCAACUAAACUGCCGCCGAUAUCCGAUCGUCUGUCACCGCGCUUACGUCAUCACCGCCGCCGCCAAGCCGAAUGACGGCCUACCUCUAACUAUACGUCUCACCUUCGCCACCGGACACUGCUCCAGAGAUGGACGAACGCGGUGACGUCACGUGCGGGAUGAAGGAGUUAGCGGCGAAGGGGGAUGACCUCGGGAUGGAAGAAGGUCACCAGGGCGCUGAACGCGAGCACUGGGGGAAGAAGAUUGACUUCCUGCUGUCCGUCAUCGGAUUCGCCGUCGACCUGGGAAACGUCUGGCGGUUUCCGUACAUCUGCUAUCGAAACGGCGGCGGUGCUUUCUUCAUUCCUUACUUCACCAUGUAUUUCCUCGGAGGUUUGCCUCUCUUCUAUCUCGAGUUGGCACUGGGCCAAUACCAACGCUGUGGAUGCAUAUCCGUGUGGGACAGAGUAUGCCCCUUAUUCAAAGGUAACCACCGCGCACAAGCGAUCGCCGCGAUGCCGUUUGCUCCUCUCUGGGCGAUCAUCUUCUUCCUCAUGCUCAUAACGCUCGGACUAGACAGUACUUUCGGUGGGCUGGAAGCCCUUAUCACGGGAUUCUGUGAUGAAUUUCCGGCGUUGAGGCGACGUCGGGAACUCUUCGUUGCUGCGCUGAUGCUAUGGUGCUACCUAGGAGCGUUGCCUACGACCACCUACGGUGGAAGCUAUGUGAUACAGAUGUACGAUGCAUUCGGCACUCAGCUAUCCAUAUUGUUUAUCGUGUUUCUAGAGGCCGUCGCUGUCUGCUGGUUCUACGGUGUGAGUCGGUUUUCCGAUGACAUCAAACACAUGUUAGGCUUCUCUCCCGGAAUCUACUGGCGAGCAUGCUGGACAAUCAUCAGCCCCGUCUUCACGUUCGCGGUGUUUCUCAUAGCCAACGCUGAGCUUCGAGCGGCUGAAGCGCCCGGCGGCUACGCCGUUCGCCGGUUGCUCGGGCGAUGCUGCUCGGCUGGUGAUGACUAUCAUCGCUCGAGCCUGGCAUCCCUGCAGGUGAUGCUUUGUAUAAGGUUGCGGCACCGCCGGGCUCACUGA